Molecule: messenger RNA, 1376 nt
Organism: Haliotis rufescens (red abalone)
Lineage: Eukaryota; Metazoa; Mollusca; Gastropoda; Lepetellida; Haliotidae
Exons: 2
Coding region: 1-822 (273 amino acids)
Source: RefSeq, a predicted model, not a curated record
AUGGUAAAGCUGUCACCAGAUAUCAGUUCUCUGCAGUACUCCGGAAAGCCUUACAGUUCCUCAACUUUCACACACAAAACUACAACACACACUCAUUCAGGAUUGGAGCUGCUACAUAUGCAGCAACACAGGGAAUACCACAUGAGCUACUUUGCACAUGGGGCAGGUGGAAAUCUGCUGCAUACACUAAGUACAUUCGCAUCAAUAUGUUGUAACAACUCAUUUUUGACAGAAAUAUGGCUUGUCGGCUCCAGCCUUAUCUACUGGGCUCACCGGAGAGCAGUUGCAAGGCCAGUGGGAUUGGACCUGGGUCUGCAGAAGUAUGGACUCAGCUUAACAUGGUAUGGGAGUAGGGGAAUGAAGUGGAAAUCAUUGUUGCCAUUUCUUCAGCAAAAACUAAGGCGCAGUCCACCACCAGCAUGGCUUCUCCUUCAUUUGGGAGGUAACGACCUUGGGGACGUGCCAACAACAGUACUGUUACAAACGGUGAGUCGGGAUCUUACUAAAAUUCAUCACAUGAUGCCCUUCACACAAGUCAUAUGGUCAGACGUUCUGCAGAGGGUCACAUGGCGGGGUAUACCAGACGGCAGAGUUAUGGAGCGCAAGAGGAAGAGAUUUAAUAGAUUUGGUAGGAAAGGCGUACUAGACCUUGGAGGUAGCGUUCUCGGGCACAACGAAAUUAACAUAGCAGACAGGGGUUUGUUCAGACAGGAUGGUGUCCACCUGUCAGACAUUGGCAAUGACAUUUUCGUGAACUCAUUGCAGGGGGGUCUUGAGUUAUUUGCUGGUUUGUCCUCGUCCAGGUGUUCAUUUCAAAACUAGUGUCGCUUGUAUUCAGUUCUUAUGCUUAAUCCUCAGGGGAAUGAGCUUGCUAUAAACCAAGCUCAGUGGCGGAGGUCGUGGCAGGCAACUCAAUUUUCUCAUUAACUGUAAGUAAGUUCAGCCUCAACAUGCUAACUGCACCUCAUGUAGUGUACCCAAACCACAGAGGAUGACAGUGUAUGUAAUGACACAGGAUGGACUGCAGCUCAUGCCUCACGUUGUGUUUAGCCACGGAGGAUGAACUGAACUGUCAUCUCUAUUCCGGCCCAUUUGGUCAUGUGUAUAUUCCGGCCCAUUUGGUCAUGAUGUGUAUAUUCCGGCCCAUUUGGUCAUGAUGUGUAUAUUCCGGCCCAUUUGGUCAUGAUUUGGUAGUUACUCCAUUGCGUCACGAUGUGUACCCAUCUAAACCUCGGACGCAAGCAAUGUAACUGCAUUGCUGUGUACUGUGUAACACUGCUUGUCGCGACUUCCGCCUGUAUUGUUAUGUAAUAAAGCUGCGCCCGCUUUUUGCCACUGAAGAAGCAUCGUGUUAUCUUUUUGUAUUCUUUCAUUCA